Messenger RNA from Necator americanus (New World hookworm), 414 nucleotides. RefSeq lists its product as uncharacterized. Gene Ontology annotation, cellular component: cell surface. The record is from RefSeq and is a predicted model, not a curated record. The transcript has 4 exons. NCBI's taxonomy places the organism in Eukaryota, Metazoa, Nematoda, Chromadorea, Rhabditida, Ancylostomatidae. The coding region runs from base 1 to 414 and encodes 137 amino acids.
AUGAGGGACAUCGUCCUGCUGUUGGCUAUGGUCGGACUUGCCUCGGCAAUGCGGCAGCAGGCUGUGGGUGUUACUGGUCAACUGAUGUGCGGGAAUAAGCCAGCAGCUGGGGUGACCGUUAAACUGUGGGAUGAGGACGACGGAAUAGAUCCUGAUGACCUUCUAGACGAGGGAUACACCGACGCAAAUGGAAAAUUCACCCUGAAGGGCUCGGAACGCGAACUCACCACCAUUGAUCCAGUGUUCAAAGUGUACCACGACUGCGAUGAUGGUCUUAAGCCGGGGCAACGAAAGGUGAAGUUCCGCAUUCCAAACUCAUAUAUAUCUCCUGGAGGGCUACCCAAACGCAUUUUCAAUAUCGGCACUCUCAAUCUGGAAACAGUUUUCCCGAAAGAAGAACGAGACUUGAUCUGA